AUUUAUUCUCGUCCUACACUAGGUGAGACUGGACUCCUCAUUUCUCCAGUGACUAAAUGGAACCCAUUUCAUGGUUAUGCUGGAAACAAGAAAUUCUCACAGCAGAAGCUGUUGGAAGACGUAUUUAAAAAAGGGGAUCUGUAUUUCAACACCGGGGAUCUUAUGUCUGAGAGCCAGGAUGGCUACAUUUACUUCCGUGAUCGGAUUGGAGAUACCUUUAGAUGGAAAGGGGAAAACGUUGCAACUACAGAGGUGGCCGAAAUGAUCGGAAUGUUGGACAUUGUAGAAGAAGCUAAUGUGUAUGGAGUAGCUGUCCAAGGGUAUGAAGGCAGGAUAGGAAUGGCAGCUGUCAUCCUGAAACAAGGUCAAGAGUUUGAUGGAAAAAAGGUAUACAAUCAUGUUGUGAAACAUCUACCAAGCUAUGCCUGCCCACGCUUCCUAAGAAUCCAGGAUUCCAUGGAGAUGACUGGAACCUUCAAGAGAAAAAAAAUUAACUUGGUAGAAGAAGCAUUUAAUCCCAGGAUCAUAACUGAACCAUUGUAUUUCCUGGAUACUGUUGAGAAAUCUUACAUUUUAAUGACAGAGCAAAUCUAUGACCAGAUUUUGUCAUUCAAGAUAAAAUUGUGAGCCAUUUUUGUAAUUUGGGCAUUUAUUAUAUAUCCAUGGGAACUCUUCAUGACCAAUUCCUCAGCAAAUAAUUUUAUAGCAUUAAUGUUAACAGCAGCUGUGAUUUAUUAACACAUACUAUCUGAAGAUGUAUUAUUUGCUGAGAAUAUUUUUAACUUGUCUUGUAAAUAAUUUUAAUUUGUAUCUCUGUAACAAUAAUGUUAUUGAUAUAAAUAUAUAAAUAAACACAUUUUAGAAGUGACUUGAUUUUCUAAACUGUUAAAAAACCUGUAAUUGUAUUUUUCACUGAACCGCAUAAAAAUGGUCUCACUCUAAUUUCUUGUCAUUUAUUGCAAAUAUACAUUUCAAAACUUGGAAUGGCUACCCUUUUCAUCAGGCACAUUUGAUUUUUAAUUUCCUACAGCAGGAUGCACAUUGAUCUUUUUUUAGUUGAAUAGUUGUAAUUUUAAUGUGAUCGCUAUUUCAUUCCUGUAACUAAUCAUUUGUGCCCUGUAUAUGGUCAUUUUCAUUUUGUGCAGCAUUCUAAGCUAGAAUUGCUUCGUCUUAGUAACAACAUGGCAAGUCCUGGCACCACGGGACAAAGAGCAGUAUACAAAGCUAUCAAAAACAAUUGGGCAUCUAACAGCCCAGAAGGAAGGCUACAGCUAAGAACAGAGACAUGACUAUCAGAUAUUGGGUGCUGAGGCACAACACUCUCCACAAGACAGAUAAAACCCCUGACAGGAGAAAGGUAUGAUAAAAAGAUUGAGGGAUGGGGAAGUGGCAGGGACCAGACCUUUACCACAGAAUUUACUGCCAAAAGACAGAUCUACCUGGAGAGAUCCAAGACCCAGUGCUCCAGGACACUGCAACUCCUGUUGCCAAAGAUUUCACACUAAACUUGCCUUGUCUGAGCCACUAAAGUCACUGUGACUUGUAUGUCUUUGUUUGUAGGACCUUUCAUGUUUAUUGUUGUGCCAAACUUUGGCUUUCUGAAAUUUACUCACUGUCCUUUGGAGUAAGAGAAAAAUUGAAAUGAAGUUGUCUCUCCAUGGGUGUUCGUAAGUAUUUCCAGCACCUUCUGGUUUUAUUUCAGUUUUCCAGCAUCUGCAUUAUUUUGCUUUUAUUUCGGAAUCUACCUUUCUUAUAGACAUUUAUUUCUAUCUGCAGAUGGUUGCAAAUGCUUCAGCCUUAUCUUUUGCACUGAAGUGCUGAGGUCCUCCAUCCUUAAGGAUGGGGAUAUUUGUGGAGCUUCCUCCUCCAGUUCGUUGUAUAAUUGUCCACCACUAUCCAUGACUGAAUGUUGUAGAACUGCAGAGCUUCAAUGUGAUCCAUUGGUUGUGGGAUUGCUUAGCUUUGAUUAUCACUUGCUGCUUGUGUUGUUUAGCACACAAAUAUUCCUGCUGUAGUCGCCAUAGUCCCAUAGAACAACUGCAUCAUUACAGAGAGAGACAACUGGUAGUAGUUCAACCUGAGGGUCCCCACGCCUCAGUCGAGGGGAGAGUUUAAGAAGGAGGGACAUUCAUGAUGACCUUAGCCAGUUCAGGAUUUGAACUCAUGCUGUUGGCAUCAGGCUGAAUCACAGACAAGCUGUCCAGCCAACUAACCUAACUGGUGCCCAGUGUCACCAGGUUGACACCUUAUUUUCAGGUAAACCUGGUGCUCCUCUUGACAUACCCUCUUGAAUAUUCAUUGAACCAGGGUUGAUCCUCCUGACUUGAUGGUAAUGGUUGAGUGGGGGAUAUGCCGGGCCAUGAGGUUACAGAUUGUGCUGGAGUAUAAUUCUGCUGCUGUUGAUGGCCCACAGCGCCUCAUGGAUGCCCAGUCUUGAGUUGCUAGAUCUGUGCGAAAUCUGUCCCAUUUAGCACGGUGAUAGUGCCACACAACACGAUGGAGGUUGUUCUCAGUGUGAAGGCGGGACGUCGUCUCCACAAGGACUGUGCGAUGGUCACUCUUACCGAUACUCUCAUGGACAGAUGUUACUGCAGCUGGCAGAUUAGUAAGGAUGAGGUCAAAUAUGUUUUUCCUUCUUGUUGGUUCCUUCACCACCUGCUGCAGACCCAGUCUAGCAGCUAUAUCCUUUAGGACCUGACCAGCUUGAUCAGUUGUGCUGAUAGUAGACAUUGAAAUCAGAGUCCAUUUUGUACUAUUGCCACUCUCAGUGCUUUCGCCAAGUUUUGUUCAACGUAGAGGAAUUGAUUGUAUGUGCUUAUUCAAUAAACUGGCUCAAAGAUUAAAAAAAA
Molecule: messenger RNA, 2849 nt
Organism: Rhincodon typus (whale shark)
Lineage: Eukaryota; Metazoa; Chordata; Chondrichthyes; Orectolobiformes; Rhincodontidae
Product: long-chain fatty acid transport protein 6-like
Exons: 4
Molecular function (GO): long-chain fatty acid transmembrane transporter activity; long-chain fatty acid-CoA ligase activity
Source: RefSeq, a predicted model, not a curated record